Molecule: messenger RNA, 1524 nt
Organism: Mesitornis unicolor (brown roatelo)
Lineage: Eukaryota; Metazoa; Chordata; Aves; Mesitornithiformes; Mesitornithidae
Product: dentin matrix acidic phosphoprotein 1-like
Exons: 6
Coding region: 1-1524 (507 amino acids)
Biological process (GO): ossification; extracellular matrix organization
Cellular component (GO): extracellular matrix
Molecular function (GO): extracellular matrix binding
Source: RefSeq, a predicted model, not a curated record
AUGAGGGCUGUGUUCCUAGUGCUGCUCCUCUGGGCUGCAGCCUGUGCUCACCCUGUCCCCAGCCAUGAGCCCGCCCACCCCUGCCGCAGCGCCCAGCAGGAGGACACAGCAAGCAAAGAUGACAUCAAUGAGCUGGGUGACCUCCUAGGUGGUGGAGGUGGCAGACACCCUCCUGCCAGUGUGGAGAGGGGGGGCAAAAGCCUUGCUGGGGACCCAGCAAGUAGGAACACUGUGGGCAAGGAGCUGGGCAAGCUUGACAGCCGAGACGAGGGAGGCAGAGCUUGGGAGGCUCAGCACCUGAAUUGGGUGGACCAUGAAGACACAAAUGCCUGGGAUGGGAACAGCCUUGGUUUCCUGGAGGAGGAUGCACAUGAUGCUGAUGAUGGUAACAACAGAGAGCACCACAGCACUGGAGGCAAUGGGCUUCCCUCUCAUGCCGACGGGCUCCUGGAUGAGGAGGAUGACAGUGGAGAUGACACCUUCGACGAAAAUGGGGAGGCAGAGGGUAGUGAAGGUCCUACUUACGAUGCUGGGGCUGGCCGAGGGCACGAUAGCAGCAGCAGCAGCAGCAGCGAGAGCAUGGGUGCAGACCACCGGCAGUACAGGAACUACCAUGGUAGCUGGUAUGAGCGGACCUACAGGCGGGGAGGGGGCAGCAGCAGCAGCAGCCAGGAGGAGAGCUACGACUUCGAUGACAAAGCCAUGCAGGGCGAUGACCCCUCUGUCUUUGACAGCCCGCACAACAGCUACAAGAGUCGCCAUGCUGGCUCCCAUGCCCGAGGGAGCAGCUGGGAGAGCAGCCGGGGGGGCAGCUCCCACCACUGGGAGGAUGGUGACAGCAGCCAGUCAGAGGAAAACAGCACCAGCCGCUCCGGGGAGGAUGGGGAAGGGGAGGACAGUCGCUCCAAGGAGGACGAGGACAGCAAGUUCAGGAAAGGUACCACUGACCAGUCGGAUGAAGAUCUGAGGGAGUCCCUGGGGGACAUGUCCCAGGAGGUGGUGAGCACAUCAAGUGAGCGCAGUGGCAGCCAGUCCCAGGAAGGGCAGGAGGACUGGGAGUCUGUCGAGGACAGGAGCGCACCCUCUGCGCCCAAAAGUGAGUCUGGGGAAGAUGAGGGUGAUCAGAGUGAGUCUGGGGAAGAUGAUGGUGACCAGAGCCAGUCCACAGAGGACACUGUGAAAGAGUCAAGGGAGGAUGGGAACGACUCUGCCUCUGAUGAGGACAUGCUGAGCACAUCAGCUGAGAGCCAAAGUGCAUCCCCUGAGGACACCGACAGCCAAGAGGAUGAUGCAGGCGAGGACAGUAGGUCCAUGGAGAGCAACAAUAGUGAGUCCCAGGAGGAUGGUGAUGAUGACGACGAGGAGAGCCACUCCCAGGAGGAUGCCACCCGUGAGUCCAGCAGCCACAGGGAUGACAGCUCGCUGCAGAGUCUGGAGAGUGGGAGCCGCAAGCGGCGGCCAGGUGCCUACCGCAACAAGCCUGCUGUUGACUACGAUGACAAUGACUGCCAGGAUGCGUACUGA